AUGGGCAAACGUCACUCAUCACGCAGGUCGUCGCCAUCGGGCGAGUCACCCAUGCACGACGAGGACGACAGCGCGACCGACAUCGUUUCCAAACCGCCCAAGCGCCUCAAGGCAGCAAACGGAGCCGCCGUGCCGACAUCACCGGGUAGCGCAUCAGCCGCCCGUGAUGCAGCCGACGCUGAGCCCGAUGACGAGGAAAUGAAGGACGAGCCGGCCGAUACUGUAAAGAGCAGGAAGGAAUCCCGCUCCAUCCGGCGAAAGUCGUCGCGAUCGAGCGCGUUGCCCGACGCGAACGGCGAUGACGACACUAUCGAGAUUGAACAAGAGGCCGGUGACGAGGUAGAGGCCGAGGUAGAGGCCGACGCAGAUGCGGACCCGGCGACAGAAGAAGCGGGUGCAGACGUUGAGGUGGACGCUGAAGUGGAGGCGGCCGAUGCGGCUGAUCCAGACGCGACCGUGCUGCACACAUCCAACGAUAACGUGAGCAGCAGCAUCGCCAGAAAAGCAAACGGCACCACGGCCAAUGGCAACGCUGCGGGUGCGAAUACCGCACACCAUGGGCGCAACGGCGCCAUCGACGACCUUCUCGACACCAUGUCGGACGUGUCCGAGGACACCGACGGCGACGUGCCGCCGCCAAAAAAGAUUGCCCAACCAUCAACACAUACUUCCUCAUCCUUUGGCCUCCGACGCGGUGCUGUAGACGAGGAUCCCGCAGCCGGACUCAAUGCCAUGAACGAGCCGCAGGUGACCGUGUGCGCAUGGGACGGCUGCGAGACGGGCGACUUGGGCAAUAUGGACAAGCUGGUCGAGCACUUGCACGCCGAACAUGUCGAGGGCAAGCAGCGACGAUACACGUGCGAGUGGAUCGGAUGUCCGCGCAAAGGAAAGUCACACGCCAGUGCGUACGCGCUCAAGGCACAUCUGCGUAGCCACACGCGUGAGAAGCCGCACGUCUGUCUCCUUCCAGAAUGUGACCUAGCCUUUGCGAGACAGGAUGCCCUUAACAAGCACAUGCGGACGGCGCACGAAAUUGACUUGAUGCGGUAUUAUGAGGCGGGACAACGGAGGGUGCCGUUUACUGGUCGCUCAGGCAGUGGUGCCAACGGAAGUGCCGUCAACGGCAGCGUCGCAGCGCCGGCUGCUGCCACAACCAACGGCAAGGCCGGCGGUCCGAACAAGCUCAAAAUCAUUAUCAAGACGCCCCUCUCCCAUGCGGGUGGCCACGACGACUCGGUCGACAGCAGCGCCUAUGACGACCCCAGCCUGUUCCACUACACGGGUGCCGAGACCACUGCGCUCGGCAAAGACCAGGGCUUCACCGCCCAUGAGCUCGAGCUGUCGCCCAAGGAGCUGUACGGCGUUUGCCGUCUGCAGCUGCAGUGGGCCGAGGACGAGAGCGAGGAGCUGCGCAAGGAGUGUGCCGCAUGGGAGGCUGCCGCGCACAACGCCUGGCUCGAGCAACAGGUGCUGCUAGACCAAGUUAUCCUCAGCGAGAAAGACUGGUACGAGCGGCGCAAGGCGGUGCUAGCCACGCUCGCCAUCGAGGAGGCGAAGCGCGCUGCCGAAGAGGCCGCCAAGGAGGCGGAAGAGGAGGCUGCGGCGGAGGCGGCUGGCCUGAUUCGCGGUGGUGAUGCCGACGAUGACGACAAUGACGGCGAUGGUGGCAAGGACGAUGACGAUUCGGGCGCCGACGACGACAAUGAUAACGAUGAUGUCGACGGGGAUGUCGACGGGGAUGCCGACGGGGAUGGCGAUGGAGACGACGAUGAGGACGACGAUGUGCCGAGUGUCAUGCUCGACCCCGAUGCCACCCGUGACGACUACUCCUUUGCAGAGACGACGUCAUUUUCGGUCGCUGGCGGAUCUUCGCUGCGGAAUGAGCUGGCUGUGAAUGGUGACUAG
Messenger RNA from Sporothrix schenckii 1099-18, 1905 nucleotides. Its product is annotated as c2h2 finger domain containing protein. Lineage: Eukaryota; Fungi; Ascomycota; Sordariomycetes; Ophiostomatales; Ophiostomataceae. The coding region runs from base 1 to 1905 and encodes 634 amino acids. Gene Ontology annotation, biological process: regulation of transcription by RNA polymerase II. The record is from RefSeq and is a predicted model, not a curated record. Gene Ontology annotation, cellular component: nucleus. The transcript has 2 exons. Gene Ontology annotation, molecular function: DNA-binding transcription factor activity, RNA polymerase II-specific; RNA polymerase II cis-regulatory region sequence-specific DNA binding.